Neolamprologus brichardi is the source of this 1690-nucleotide messenger RNA. Lineage: Eukaryota; Metazoa; Chordata; Actinopteri; Cichliformes; Cichlidae. The record is from RefSeq and is a predicted model, not a curated record.
UCUACGGCUGAUUCUGUUAUUAUAUAACAUGAACCAACAGGGUUUGCGGUUUGGGGAUGGGCAUGACAAAAAAAGGAAGAAGAAAAAGAAGUGAAAUUGGAUAGCAGCACUUCGCCGCUUACAGUCAUGUUUCCAGGGGGCCGUAUAGAAGACGGACUGGUAAACAUUACAAGCAUGGUGCACUACCGUAGACGGUCUGUGUGCAACCCUAAGACGAGCAAGCCUUGCUCUUAGGUGCUGCUACGUGUUAAGUUACGGACAAGGAAAUGUAAUUGGAGCUCGGCUAAGCGAGCUCAUUGAAACGUAGAUGUCCCGCUCGGUGCCGUCAGCUUUUCGCGAAUAUUUCGCGUUAAGUAGCUAAUUAGCACGUCAGCCCUGCUUUCAGUGAAGAUAUGAAAUUACUUUUCAUUGCCUGUCUCAGCCCCAAAACUGGGAACCAUACUACAGCUGAGAGAAUAAGGUCCUACAUUGAGUCAGCAGGACACACUUGCGAGCUCAGAGACGCAGGAGAGUUUCAGUCUCCUGCUGAUGUGGUAAAUCUGGUCUCUGAACAUCCUAAGUUUGAAGCUGCACUGGCUAUUCAUCUUUUCAAAGCGGGCAGACUUCUCAUGGAUAUUGAAAUACCCUUUGGCGUAAUCUUUGGCGGCACAGACAUAAAUGAAGAUGUGAAAGUGGAGCAGAAGCGUGUGGUUAUGGAACAGGUGCUACUGAAAGCAAGGUUUGAUUCAGAUGUCUCCAACCUGAAGUGCGAGCAGGAAGUGUCCCAAAGCAGCAAAAUCUACGUCCAGCCUCAAGGCAUCCAGACAGACGUUACUGAGAAAUUCUGCUGGACUGAAUUCCUGAGGAGCUCAGGUGUAAGGACUGAGCAUGUGGAUGAGCUGCGUGUCUUCCUAUUGGUCUGUGGCCUCAGAAGAGUCAAAGACCCCCUCUAUUUGGUGGAGGUUUUUUCAAAGUGGCAUUGUGAGAAUCUGCUGAAUGUGUUAGUCAUUAUUGGACCCAAGAUUGAUCCCGUUCUUUCUGCUGAAGUAGAAACGGUUGUUAAAAGAACAGCAGGGGUGUUCUUGGCCCAGGAGAGGUGCCAACAGGAGCUUCAUGCUGCCAUGAAAAGGUGCUUCGCUGUGGUCAACAGCUCUGUUUCAGAGGGCAUGUCAGCAGCCAUCUUGGAGGCCAUUGAUCUCGGGGUACCUGUGCUGGCUAGAAACAUUCCAGGAAAUGCAGCUGUGGUGCAGCAUGAGGUCACCGGCCUUCUGUAUUCUUCUCCUCAGGAAUUUGUGCAUCAAUCUCAGAGGCUGUUGUCGGAUCACGAGCUGAGAGAGAGAGUGGUGAGGAAUGGAAAACUCUACGUGGAAGAGCGUCACGGCGUGAACCAGGAGAGAGAAACUUACCAGCGACUGGUGGACACUUUGCACUGAGCACAUUAAACUGCAAUCUGUAAACUUUCUCAGGGGCUUCAGCAGGAGAGAAGAAGAGCGCGACACUAGUCUCUCUUUGUUGCACAGGUAUAAUUAUGCUCGUUUGCAUAAUAAUGCGGUUUUAUCUGUACUACCUGACUGAAAAUUAUGAUGAAGAGUGCUUUAAACCAAAGACAUAUGACAUUUAUGAUGGACUCUUAUUUAUGGUUUAAUUAUGAUAAAGGCAUGGAUACUGUGAUUAUUCAUUCUGCAUAUUAAAUGGUUAUUGAUCUAAAAAA